Selaginella moellendorffii is the source of this 3921-nucleotide messenger RNA. RefSeq names its product sister chromatid cohesion 1 protein 4. NCBI's taxonomy places the organism in Eukaryota, Viridiplantae, Streptophyta, Lycopodiopsida, Selaginellales, Selaginellaceae. The record is from RefSeq and is a predicted model, not a curated record. Gene Ontology annotation, molecular function: protein binding; chromatin binding. Gene Ontology annotation, cellular component: cohesin complex; synaptonemal complex. The transcript has 14 exons. Bases 874 to 3807 code for a protein of 977 amino acids. Gene Ontology annotation, biological process: mitotic sister chromatid cohesion; synaptonemal complex assembly; replication-born double-strand break repair via sister chromatid exchange.
AAAACUUUGGGUUUCUCAAAAAGAAGGGUUUAGGGCUAGUUUAUAAAAUGGAUUCUCUAGUGGACUUCGAUUGGAAGCUCAAGUGGAUGGUGAGCAGCAGCGCCUUGGGCAGCAUCAAACAGGGCAUCUUGCGCCUCGAGAUGGCCUUGGCAGACAAAUCCCCGCUUGUGGCAGAGCUGGACAAGCAAGAACUGGAGUCACUGAUCGAGAGCAUGGAAGCCAUUUGUGCUAGCGUCGCUAGAAAAGAAGAAGAAGAAGAAGAAGAAAAAGGAGGAGGAGAUUCACCCGAUUCACCCGAUUCACCCAAUUCACCCAAGAUCCAAGGGAAAUGAUCAAAACACAAGUUUAUUACCCCUGGAAAUUCUUCCUCGUCACUGGGAGAUUCCAACCACGACCAGACAGACGUUGAAGGCAAGGCAGGCCCCCUUUACCCGGUGACGUGGCGCGCACGUGGCAGUCCCGGGUUGGAUGAGCGUUGGGGACAGUAGUGGACUGGUGCUAUAGGUACUCUCUACCAUCACACUUUGGUUUUUUAGAAGAGUGCGCUGGAGAGAGAGAGAGAGAGAGAAGCGAGGGAGAGAGAGAGAGUGACAGGGCACAACGAGGAGGGAGUUUAUUUGUUUUUGGGCGGCCAAAAUUCGAACUCGCAGGGGCCGCAUUCCCAUGAGCGAGAGAGAAAGAGAGAGUUUUGGCUCCUCUUUUUCCUCUCGAGUCUCGAGAGGGUUUCUUCCAUCCGGCCAAAGAGGUGAGAACUCCUUGAGAACUUGGGUAGAACCAGCUUGGAGGCUGUGAGCUAGAUGAGCUAGAUGAGCGAGAUGGAGCUUGGAGCGGAGGAAUUCGCGCUGGACUAGGCCAAAUUCCACGACCCACAAGAUGUUCUACUCCCAGUUCAUCCUAGCCAAGAAGGGACCGCUGGGUACCAUAUGGAUUGCUGCUCAUCUGGAGCGGAAGCUCCGGAAGAACCAAGUUACCGAGACCAACAUCGGUGUGUCUGUGGAUUCCAUUCUUUGUCCCGAGGUUCCAAUCGCGCUGCGCUUGUCCGGGCACCUGCUGCUGGGUGUUGUGAGAAUCUACUCGCGCAAGGUCAACUACUUGUUCCACGACUGUAGCGAGGCUUUGGUGAAGAUCAAGCAGGCCUUUCACUCUGGAGCUGUUGAUCUUCCACCCGAGGCGGCCACUGCUCCUUUCCAUUCCAUCACGCUGCCGGAAACUUUCGAUCUCGACGAUUUGGAGCUCCUCCCGGAUCGAGAAGCGUUAUUCCUUGCAAAUAGUUCCAUCGAUCACCAUGUUACAUCGCGUGAGCAGAUUACUUUGCAAGACACCAUCGAGGACACUACGUAUCUUAGCUCGCAAUUUGGACUCGAUGAAAGAUUUACAGAUGGGGAUGCUCCUCGUUUGGAUUUUGGCGAGGAUGUUUUCACCGUUAAAGAAAAAGAUCAGGAGAAAGGCGUGAGCGUCGAAGAAGACCCCGUCUCGGUGGAACCGAUGGAUGAAGAUGACAAAGCCGAAGAGAACAUCGAGACCGCCAACGAGGUCCCUGAGCUCCCAAACGAUGAUGCCAUGGACCUGGAUGAUCAGCUCAAGCCCUCGGUGGACGCAAACACUUUCGAUAUCAACGUAGUGCCCGUCGAAGAGGUACCACCGCCGCCACCAUUAGCAGCAGAAACGAAUGAGUUUGCAGCUACCACUGAAAGCGAAGUUACAACAAAAGCUGAUGGUGGCGACGAAGAGAUUGUCCCCGAGCUGGUGGCUAGUGAUUCGCUGGUUGAAACUACAGAAACUCCGGCGGACGCUCGUGAGAAUGAAGACGCUGCUCCUGCGGCUACUGCUGCUGCUGCUGCUGAAGAAGUAAAAGAAGGAGAAGAAGAAGUUUCACCGUCUUCGCUUGAGAAGAAGAACGAAGGAAUCGUCCUGCAAGAGAACGAGCAAGAGGAGAGUCGCGGUGACAAAGAUAUUACUCAAGAGCAAGACGCAGACAAAGAACAAGACAAAGAAGAGACUUUGGAAACUGAGAAGGCUGUGGACGAGGACAACGCGCAGGGCCGAGAGAUUGCCGUGGAGAAGCAGCUUGAGGAUGUGCCUGAUAUUGAGAAAGUCCGAUCGGCUCCCGAAGUUCCGUUGCUGGAGCCAAAUGUUUUGGAACUUCCAGAGCCGGAUUCUACUCCAGCAGCACCAGCACAGAAGAAAGAGGACGUGAUUGAUGAUCCUGUUCCUCUCGUCGAAGAUACUCUCAAACUUCAGGAAGUCGAAGAAACCCCGAGGCUUUCUCCUCCAUCAAUGACGAGAAUGCCGGAGUUUCCUUCUCACGGGGAUGAUGAUUUACUGGCGUCGAUUCUAGGUAGAAGAACACCUUCUCUAGUGGUGGCACCGACACCACCUGCGAAGCGCCACAAGCCCGGUCCAAAGCCCGGCUCGAGAAAGAGAAAAGUUCACUUCGACGAAUCCAUGGUUUUGGAUGGCGAUCACAUGCGACAGCAGCUUGCGGACACGAGCAGCAUUCGCCGGGUUCGAAAAAGAGCUCCUUGCACCGAUUAUGAAGUCUGGGGAUCGGAGAAAGAUGGACUAGGCCAGCAAAUGUUCGACGAACCUCUCAUUCCAGGAUCUUGCGAUAUCAUUCGCGAGGUUUAUCGUUCUGUGUACAGUGCCGGUGAUGCAAGACACAGUGUGGAGUCCGACACCACCGAAGUGUCCGCCAGGCAUGACAAGUAUCAGCUGGAGGAAGAGGAAAGUCGCGAACCGAUCACUCUCGAGGAGGAGCCACUCGAGGACGAUCUAUUCUAUGACCUGGAAGCUAGCUAUCGCUUUGAAGAAGGUCUAGAGCAACCCGACCCUUUUCCUCGGACCGAAACAGUUGCCAGUGCAGAGAAAGCCGACGAGACGACGAUCAAAGAGAACUUGGACUCGGAAAGGCGGGACGCUUGUGACAAAGAGGAGGCCCAGCCAUCUGAUAAGCCUGAUGUUGUUCUUCCCGAGGAGCGGCCGUGUCCUGCUCUCGCCGACGAACACACUCUGGAAACUCCCGCUGGAGCUGAUGUUCCAGAGCAAAGUGAGGGAGUUGUGGUGCCUGCAGUCGUCAACGAUGCCAAGGAUUUGAACGCGCUUGGUGAUAGAAACGAGCUCGUAAAUGGUGAUGAGAAGCCGGAGGAGGCGGAUCAAACACCAAAACUUGCUGAGGCUCGUGAGUCCGAAGCAACCGAAGAAGAAAAGGAAGAAGCUGGGCUUGACGCUGUCAACCUCGAGGAUGGACAAGAAAUUCAAGCUGAUGAAUCCGUGGGUGACAAAGCUGGCUCAGAACCAAAGCAAAUGGAAGACGAGGAGGCUCCGAAUGACAACAAAAUGGAGGAAGAAAUGGUUGUAGCGGACAACACCACCCCAACACAAAGAACUGAUGCCAUCGAUAGUGAUCAACAAGUAGCUGCCAAUAACACUGUAGAGGAUCUGGACUUUCUCGUAGACUCCAAGGACGAAGACGCUGCUGCUGGCGACGAUGCUGACAAUUACGAUCCGGAUUAUCUGCAAGAUCAAGCUCAAGAUAACAGUGGAUGGUCCGUGAGAACAAGGGCUGUUUGCCAGUAUUUGCGAGUCACUUUUGAAACCAUGGAGAGUGCCAGGAAAGAAAGGCACGUAGUGGCUCCAAAGCUCGGCUUGGAAAGACUUCUCCAAGGAAAAACCAGGCGAGAAUCCGCUCGCAUGUUCUUUGAGAGCCUGGUGCUCAAGACUAAAGAUUACAUUAACGUGGAACAAAUGGCUCCCUUUGACAACAUUUACAUCUCGGCUCGUCCAAAGCUCAUGAAAGCCGAGAUGUGAUGUGAAGUGGAGAUAUAUUUACUUGACUAGGUACUUACUCUUUCAUCUUUUUUAUUUAUAUUUUUUUGGUUGUAUCAUACUGCAAUGCUGCUUGUGCCGAUUAUUUUUUCUUUC